UAUUGGUUUUAGUGCAAAUAUUGUAUCAUUAGAAGUUGCCAAAAAUUAAGAUUUACAUGCAUAUAUUGACCAACUGUGUCUAUGUCUAGUCCAAGAAAGCAACAAUUAGCCUUAAUAUGUCGUUUUUCUCUGCUAAUUUAAGAAACUAAAUAUGGAACAAGAAUUCCUUACUUUCAUUGUUUGUUUUCUUCUGAUUCUGAUGCUAUAAAUUUGGGGUCGACUGUACAAAUCCAUUUCAGAAUUUUAAGAGAAAGAAGGCUCUAAGCAAACAGAAUUGAGAUGCCUGCAGUUUGGUUUGCUUUGAAGAGAUCUUUGCAAUGCAAAUCAGAUCCAUUGGACGUUUAUGAUCCAAAGGGGAUUGGGAAUCUGGGCCAUAUAUCGACCAGAAAAUCAGGCAGUGGACGGUCAGGAUGUUCUAGGUCUAUUGCAAAUCUGAAAGAUGUAAUUCAUGGAAGCAAGAGACAUACAGAAAAGCCACAAAUUUGUAGUCCAAGAUCCAUUGGAAGUAGUGAACUUUUGAAUCCAAUAACACAUGAAGUGAUGUUAAGUAAUUCAACUUGUGAACUAAAGAUAACUGCUGGAUAUGGUUUCCAAGAAGGUGGUGGCGGCGGCAGUAGUGGCGUCGAUGGUGGUUUGACGUUUUUGGGCAUGCUGAAGCCGGGUACUCCGGGCCCGGGGCGACUGAAGGGAAAUAAGCCUAAAGGAUUGGCUAGUCCUAUAAGGACAUUUAGUAGCCUUUCGAGGAGGACUUCUGGAUUUGGGGUAAUUCCCACAAGGCCUAGGGCCUCUUAUGGUGCAGAUUCUAACGUGGCUUUAUUUUGCCAUAAAUGUGGUGAGCAAUUUGGUAAAUGGGACGCCGUCGAAGAACAUUACCUCUCCAAACAUGCCGUUACUGAACUUUUUGAAGGAGAGUCCUCAAGAAAAAUAGUUGAAAUAAUUUGCCGGAUGAACUGCACAAAGCCAGAUAGCAAUUGUGGUGGAAUUGAGAGGAUUUUGAAGGUCCACAACAUGCAGAAAACACUAGCACAAUUCGAGGAGUACAGAGAAUUAGUUAAGAUCAAAGCAAGCAAACUUCCCAAGAAACAUCCUCGUUGCCUAGCCGAUGGUAAUGAGCUUUUAAGGUUCUAUGGAGCAACUUUUGAAUGCAAUCUGGGCAUCAAUGGCUCCUCUAGCGUUUGUACAGCGGCUAAAUGUCCUGUUUGUCGAAUUCUGAGACAUGGGUUUUCAUUGAAAAGAGGACUAAAUGGUGGUAAUGCUGGAGUAUUCACAGCUUCGACAAGUAGUAGAGCAUUUGAAUCAAUCCAAGUAUAUGAUGAAAAUCCUUAUAUAAGAAAGGCUCUAAUAGUGUGCAGAGUUAUAGCAGGCAGAGUUCAUAGGCCAUUAGAAAAUGUCCAAGAAUUGGCUGGUCAAUCAGGAUUUGAUUCAUUGGCUGGGAAAUUAGGUCUCCAUUCCAAUAUUGAAGAACUCUACUUGCUUAGUCCAAGAGCUCUCCUUCCUUGUUUUGUGGUAAUUUACAAACCAUAAGUAGAUAUGGAUGAAAUUUUCCAAUCUACCUUACCAAAUAAGCCAUAAAAGAAAGUGUGAGCACUUAAGUCAUAUUUUAGUAAGUUUUGUGAAUGCAACUAUUAUUUCCAAGGAGAGCGUGACAUACUGAUCGUUGGAUUUGCUUAAUCUAAAAGACACGAUUAUUUGUCAAAAAUACUAGUCAAAUUCAUGUGUAGGAUGAACGUUUCCUUAUUUCCAGUUAUCCACUGUUUUUUGUUUACAUUUUGUAGACUUCUGUUUAUAAAAGUCAUU
Molecule: messenger RNA, 1797 nt
Organism: Olea europaea var. sylvestris
Lineage: Eukaryota; Viridiplantae; Streptophyta; Magnoliopsida; Lamiales; Oleaceae
Exons: 2
Coding region: 280-1524 (414 amino acids)
Source: RefSeq, a predicted model, not a curated record